CGCCCUCUGCCCCCUGACCCUGCGCGGCGGCGGCGGCAGGAGCGGAGGCGGCGGCUGCUGGCGGCCGUUUCCUGGUGGCCUGGCGGCGGCGCGGGAGGGAGGAUGCGGCGCAGGUCUCGGCUGCUGCUCUGCUUCGCCUUCCUCUGGGUGCUGGGCAUCGCCUACUACAUGUACUCGGGCGGCAGCGCCGCGCUGGCCGGCGGUGGCGGAGGCGGCGGCAGGAGGAAGGAGGACCCAAAUGAUAUCGACCCCAAAAGGAAAGAAGUGCGUGGCAAUGAUGUGGAAGACAAGGCACAAAGUGUGGAGACACUGCCUCCAGGAAAAGUUUGGUGGCAAGACUUUGAUCAGGACUCCUAUGUUGGUGCUACCGUGGUGCGAUCUGGCCAGGAUCCGUACGCACGGAAUAAGUUCAAUCAGGUGGAAAGCGACAAACUGCGAAUGGACCGGAGCAUUCCUGACACUAGGCAUGAUCAGUGCCAACGGAAACAGUGGCGGAUAGAUUUGCCAGCCACUAGUGUGGUGAUCACCUUUCACAACGAGGCAAGAUCUGCUUUGCUUCGAACUGUUGUCAGUGUCCUUAAAAAAAGUCCAUCACAUCUUAUUAAGGAAAUCAUACUAGUGGAUGACUACAGUAAUGAUCCUGAUGAUGGGGCUCUCUUGGGAAAAAUUGAAAAAGUACGGGUUCUUCGAAACGAUCGGCGAGAAGGCCUGAUGCGCUCCCGUGUCAGAGGGGCAGAUGCAGCACAAGCCAAAGUGUUGACCUUCCUGGAUAGUCACUGUGAGUGCAAUGAACACUGGCUGGAACCGCUUUUGGAAAGAGUAGCUGAGGACAAGACCAGAGUUGUGUCUCCUAUUAUUGAUGUAAUUAAUAUGGACAACUUCCAGUACGUGGGGGCGUCAGCUGAUUUAAAAGGCGGCUUUGACUGGAAUCUUGUAUUCAAGUGGGAUUACAUGACACCAGAGCAAAGAAGAGCACGGCAAGGAAAUCCAGUUGCUCCCAUAAAGACACCCAUGAUAGCUGGUGGAUUAUUUGUGAUGGACAAAUCUUAUUUUGAAGAACUAGGGAAAUAUGACAUGAUGAUGGAUGUUUGGGGUGGAGAAAACCUAGAGAUCUCAUUCAGAGUUUGGCAAUGUGGUGGGAGCCUAGAAAUCAUCCCUUGCAGCAGAGUGGGUCAUGUGUUCCGCAAACAGCAUCCUUACACGUUUCCUGGCGGGAGUGGUACUGUGUUUGCAAGAAAUACACGCAGAGCAGCAGAAGUCUGGAUGGAUGAGUAUAAAAAUUUCUAUUAUGCAGCAGUGCCUUCAGCCAGGAAUGUACCUUACGGCAAUAUUCAAAGCCGAAUGGAGCUCAGAAAGAGACUUAGCUGCAAACCCUUUAAGUGGUAUCUUGAAAAUGUUUAUCCUGAGUUACGGGUACCUGAUCAUCAAGAUAUAGCCUUUGGGGCUUUGCAGCAGGGUACCAAUUGCCUUGACACUUUGGGCCAUUUUGCAGAUGGUGUUGUUGGAGUUUAUGAAUGUCAUAAUGCCGGGGGAAACCAGGAAUGGGCCUUAACAAAGGACAAGUCAGUGAAACACAUGGAUUUGUGCCUUACUGUUGUGGACAGAGCUCCUGGUUCACUAAUAAAACUUCAGGGCUGUAGAGAAAACGACAGCAGACAGAAAUGGGAGCAAAUUGAAAGCAAUUCUAAACUGAGGCACGUUGGCAGCAACCUCUGUCUAGACAGCCGAAAUGCCAAAAAUGGUGGUCUCACCGUUGAGAUCUGCAAUCCUUCUUUGUCACAGCAGUGGAAAUUCACACUUAAUCUGCAGCAGUAGAAGGACUUAUAAGCAAAAUGCUGUUUCAACAGAAAAACAUUGGGCAAAGUUUUGAUUGAAUUACUGAUGUAUUUCUUAAAACUUUCCACGGAACUUAUAUACCUCAGUAUUCCACCUUUAUCUGAAAGUAGAGUGCUGAAGCAGACACCAGGGAUCCAGGGGACUCGGAGCACUGCAAAGAUGUCACUGAGCAUUACUUCACAGGAAGAAGGAAUUGUGCUGCAGACUUCAGCUGUUCCUUUCUGUCUUCAGCUACUACUUGCACAACAGAUAAUUAACUGUAGGAACAACUGACGUAUUGUAAACAAAAGGAUCUGAAGAAACAUCUGUGGGGAACAGUGUGGGAGGGAGGGUGGGCAAAAUUACUAGGAGAAGGUCAUUUGAAAACUCCAUUGGAAUAGAAGUCAUGAUUUGUCAUUUCCAGAACCAGAAGUGUCAUUUUGAAGUUCCUUUUUUCUCUCCUGUGUGUACUUGGUAAUUUGAAUAUGAACUUUUCUAUGAUGGACUCUAAAUAUAAUUAUAUGAAAGUAUAUAUAUUGUCCCAAUGAUUUGUAUCAGUUUUCAUCAUCCUAUAAUUAUCAACAAAGUGAUUGACAUAUGUAUAACCAGAAAUUGGAUCGGAGUGCUAGGAGAGAGAAACUCUGAGGGUGCGGAUUUUGUGCUGCUGGGUAUGAUGUCCGUGCUAACACUGGAUGCUUUUGCUUUGCAAACUGGAUCUACUUCUUAACACUUCACCCUUGCUGGAGAUCAUGAAACUAAGGAGGAGAAAGAAAAUAGCAGAGGAAGUAAAUGCAUCUGCCCAGAUGAUUGCUUGGAUUGUUUAUUCCAGCUUGGGAAUUCAUCACCUGUGCUCUGGAUAACUUUAAACCUGUACUUUAUAUUUGUGUUAAUCAUUUCUGUAGUACUUUGUCUUUAAAAUAUUUCUUCCUUUGUUACAAAAUUAUAUAAACUGCACAGAACUUUU
Molecule: messenger RNA, 2779 nt
Organism: Pyrgilauda ruficollis (rufous-necked snowfinch)
Lineage: Eukaryota; Metazoa; Chordata; Aves; Passeriformes; Passeridae
Gene: GALNT2
Product: polypeptide N-acetylgalactosaminyltransferase 2
Exons: 16
Coding region: 103-1815 (570 amino acids)
Cellular component (GO): Golgi apparatus
Source: RefSeq, a predicted model, not a curated record